CCGGCACUGGCGCAUUCAUUGUUUCAGUGGGAGAGCCAAAAUCGACAAUGAAUCGCUAUCGUCAAUUAUCCGAAGAGGAAAGGAAUUUUUCGAUCAAUUUCGAUCAAUCUGGGGAAUCUGCGAUUAUUAUAAGGCCACCCCACGUAGUGAUAAAUAUACCGAACGCAGGAGCCCAUAACGAUGAUCCCGAUACAACAGAACGCAACGCCAUGACGCUGCUACGCCGUUACACUCGCCUAUACUUCUUCUUCGCCGGGCAGUGGUUUUGGCCUGCAGAAAAUUUCAUCAAAAGGCACAAUCUGCCAAGAAAAGUAUGUAGAAUCGCAUACGCCAUUUGGCAGCUGAUAGUUGCACUCAUAAUGUGGUGCUAUUUCCUGUACUCGAUGGGAUUUUUCACACUGCGAACAAUUGAGGAAGUCGAUUGGCUGUGCCCGCUAACGGACAUCAAGAACAUGGCCCACGGUUUGUGCUGGAUAGUAAAUCAGCACACGGGACUCGUAUUUUUCUUGUUCGGCAACUUUCAAAGUCUUCUGAAGCAGCUGAGCGUCACCAAGGAAGAGGUAAGUUUCCCGGAACGGGGAACUAAGGGAAGGAAGGAAACAGGGAAGAAGAGUAAGAGGAUUGCCCGGGGUUUGUUCCUAGGGAAACGUAAAUUACGCUUUACACGUUAUUUUAACCUCUUUAGUGAAAUUGUAAUGUGUAACCGUCCAGCCUAAGGUUACUGAGCACGAAAUUUGUGGUACUACUGUUGAAUAUGCUGCACAAGGAAAUCUAACGAUAUUAAAGCAGUCGUGGUAAACACAGGUAUUCCAAGCUCACGUUACGAGCGUGUUAUGUAAAUUAACUUUCUCACCAGAGAAUCGGUGUCGCGUUACAAGCAACAGUUAAGAAAUAAAAUGUGAAAUAAAAUUCUGAGGUCUGCGAACGUUUAGACUGCAAAACAGUCCGUAUUUUUGCGUAUUCAAGUACGCGCGAGAAAAAAAAACAGUCUAGCGAACGUUAAAUAUCAUAAUUUCUACUUUUUUCUAUGAAAUAAAGAAAGAAGACGUACCUUUUAUGUACUACUGUGUUUUUGGUGUGAAUUUAUCGAUUUAGUCCGUUUUUUUGGCUGUUAUGUUUGAUCCCUUCGUAUUAUGAAGAGAGUGGCAGGGGUAAAACAAUAACAGCUAAAAAAAACCCACUACUGUUGACUCCCGAUAACUCAAACCCUCGCUAACUCGAACCGAAACCGAUUUCCCCUGGAUUUCCGUCAUACACCCUCGAUAAUUCGAAUCUCCCGCUAACUCGAAGUAGUUUUGUUUCCCCUCAGAUCAUUUCUAUAUAAUUUUACCCUCGAUAACUCGAGCCAUGUUUUGAGCCCUUAAAAGUCGGGAAAAAACAGUCUACUGGUGUCCCAAACAUUGAAUUUUGAAUUUCCCAUUGACGUGUUGUAGGCAUAUAGUUUACUAUUGGAGGCUGAUGUUGUUUGUCACAAAUCUAACGUCAAACAGCUUUACUUCUCAAAACAGUAAAACGCAUGCUCUAUUUAAGCAAGGUUUUGUUAUGUUACGAUUCUGAUUUAUAAUCUAGAAGUAUCUUUUAAUUUUCACUUGACAUUUCUACAAUUAAAUGUGAUUAAAAUGUUCACUGUACAGUUAAAACUGUUUUUUUCCUUACUCCCGGCUAUUGUUUUCAAGCGCCCGAUAAUUCGAACUGGCGAUAACUCGAACCUUUUUCGAGAUUUCCCUGGAAGGUUCGAGUUAUCGGGAGUCGACUGUAAAUCGAUAAAUUCACACCAAAAACACAGUAGUACAUAAAAGGUAAGACUCCUUUAUUUAUUUUAUAGAAAAAAAGUAAAAAUUAUGAUAUUUAGCGUUCGCAGACGAGACCUCAGAAUUUUAUUUCUCAUACAAAGUGUUAACUGUUGCUCGUAACGGGACACCGACUCUCUUGCGAGAAAGGUAAUUUACAUAACAUGUUCGUAACGUGAGCUUGGGUAGGGACACCUGUGGUGUAACCAUUCCAAUGAAUGCUACUGAGCAGUACUUUCCUGUGGUACUGUUUAUUAUGCUGUACAAGGUUGCUCUAACUUUUGAGUCUGUGGAUGAAACCCUAAUGUGUGACCAUUCAAAUGAAAGCUACUGAGCAGUACUUUCCUGUGGUACUGUUUAUUAUGCUGUACAAGGUGGUUCUAACUUAUGAGUCUUUGGAUGAAAUCCUAAAGCUACUAAGCAGUACUUUCCUGUGGUACUGUUUAUUAUGCUGUACAAGAUGGUUCUAACUGUUGAGUCUGUAGAUGAAAUCCUGUGGUCUGACCAUUCAAAUGAAAGCUACCAAGCAGUACUUUCCUGUGGUACUAUUUAUUAUGCUGUACAAGGUGGUUCCAACUUUUGAGUCUGUGGACGAAAUCCUAAAGUGUGACCAUUCAAAUGAAAGCUACUGGGCAAUGCUUUCCUGUGGUACUGUUUAUUAUGCUGUACAAAGUGGUUCUAACUUUUGAGUCUGCGGAUGAAAUCCUAAAGUGUUACCAUUCAAAUGAAAGCUACUGGGCAAUACUUUCCUGUGGUACUGUUUAUUAUCCUGUACAAAGAUGACCUAGCUUUGAGUCUGUGGAUGAAAUCCUCAGCGCGACCAUUCAAAUAAAAGCUACCGAGUAGGACCUUCCGGAGAGACUGGUUCAACUGAAGGGACAACUGACUGGUUGUUACGUAGCAUGCGAAAACAGCUGUUUCUCCUCGCUAAAUGGCUGUGUUUGCAGGCUAUUUAUUACAACAUUAAGAGGGUUCUAGCCUUUCAAAGAACUCAUCCACUAUUGAAACAUUCUUGUACUGUUGACGUUUUGAAACACGAAAUUAAACGCAAGACGUUUUCUAUACUUAACGUCAGUCUUUCUAAAUCAUUUCUGUAAUCUUUAGGUGAGGAGAAGAGCUUCGUCCCACUCGAUCUCCGUGUUCGUGGUAAAUUCUGUGCUUUGGCUAUUUGUCGUUCCAAUAAGUUUGCAUGCCACGCAAAUGUUAAUACCAGAUUUUUUGGAAGGGCCAAGAUACAGAGACGGAAAGAUCACGGGGACCAGUAAUAUCACCUUCCCAGCGACACAAAUAGCUUUUGAUGUUUUCUUUUACGCAGCCAGUCGCGGUUUUUCGCUGCCCAUUUUCUUCGCAUUUCUUUACAUGAUGUUGUUUCUGUGUUGCGAAGUGGACAAAUUCAAAGACGAGCUUGGAGAUGGUCUCUAUCCAACCGAAGAUAAAGCCAAGAAAAAAGCCAUAAAAAUAAGAACACUGAUCAAGGAGACUGAGAAGGCUUUCCGUUUUUUCCUCUCCUUGUAUAUAGCCAUGAUUUUAUUGGCUUCAGCACUGGAAAUAUUCUCCAUCGUGGAAAAAGCUGAAACCGUGAUAAUAGCAAACCACACCGUUUAUGAAAUACCUGGCAGCGCUGCAGCAGCCAGCCUGCAAACUUUAAAUGUUGGGUCGAAAAAUUUGAUGCCUUUUCCGCACAGGUAGGACUCUAAUUGUAAAUCUCAUUACAAUUCCGUCUCAGUGGGUUCCAGUCCUCGCUCCUACUUUUAAAAACUUCCGCGCCGGUCCGAAUCGCUGCACCAAAGUGCAGACCGUUCGCUCCGUUCUCCUCGCGCCGAAAUCACCGUUCUUGCCGUGCGACGAGAAGCCGUAUCCGGUUUGAUUUUAGUGGCGGCGCAAAAGCUUUUCUGUAUAGUGUGAACAUAGCCUAAUUUAUAGUUCUAACAGCACUUUGUUUUGUUCAUAAUUAUGUUUGUUCGCAAAAUCAUAACAGUUUUCAAGAUCUUUCUAAUCUUAUGCAAUGUGCGUCAAAAUUCGGUCGAAUUCGGUAAAAGUUCCAUUCAAUAAUUAGCUGAUAUUAUUUAGUUCUAAACCUCCAAUACUGCAUUUUCAGCUUAUUCACUGGUACACACUGUAUCUCAGCCAUCAUUUCUGCGUUUGAACCUAUAAUAUUAUCAAAUGGGCGACAGCCUGAAUCCUGUACAACUUAAGACGACCCUGAGUAAAAUGUAACAAAAACUGGGUUUAAAGCGAAGCUUGAGAAUUCAAUGACACAGUUAUUCUAUUCGCCCUUGUUGGAUAAGAGAUUGGCCUUUUAGCCAGCUCGGCGUGCGGUCUUCUGGAGAAGAAGGAGUAAAGCUCAUUACAACUUAUUAAACCUGAAAACCCUUUGAAAACAAAAAGUACAACAGAAAAGCUAUCUUGAUCUUUCUUCAAUCUUAAAUCUGUUAAAUCGGUUAAUUGCCAAUAGCAUGGCUAAUCGUGGCAAUGGGUGGUAUAAUUAGGCAGUAGGUGAUGACAGAUGGCUGUUGGCUGUGGACUUAAACACGACCAAAGCCAGUAAAUGGAAGACCGUUCAACACAUGUAUACACCGGGCAAAAACAGAAUGCAUGUAGUGAUCAAAGGUUAAAGGUUGCAUGUCGCACUAUGGGACUUCCUGGUACAAUCCCAUGUGUCCUAUCUUCCUUUUUUCCCUGGGAAUAUUAACAAUAGAAAUGAAGGGGGAAAUAAAGUUCUCAUGCAAGGAUUUAAACUAAUUAACAAAACAUUUAAGUGAGGAAUGCUUAGUUCCCCUGAAUUAAAGCUCAUAUUAGUACUAACAAGUUACCAUGUGAACUCCCGUUCACAGGUUGACGGGAAAUCGCCCAAUUCCGUAUUAUCUGGUUAUGAUUCCUCCCUCAAAUCACACCGUGGGAAUGUCUGCAGGUGAAGACUACACCCGUAAGAAUUUUAUCGAUCAGUACAAGAUCACGACGCAAGAGAUCGUGGUAACAGCUGUACUGGACAUAACAGAAAACAUGGUACUGUACGCCGUUCCACUCUACCAGAUGUCUGUUCUCAAAAGUUGCUUGAAAAGAGUACUGGAGAUGGUGGAAGACAGCGAUUAUGGAGCACCGGAAACCCACUUGGACGGAACUACAUCUGGCGAUAAUGCAGCACAAGGGACCCACUCAGAACAUACGGCUUCUUGGGAGGAAACACCUAAAACGAUAUUUAGAACAAGACAAGAGAAGAAAGACUUCACGAAUUGGUACCGCACUACGUGUACUUCUGGUGUUAAAGUUCUUGGUAGAGAAGUGAGUUUUCUCUGGACCUUGGUGUUGACUUUCUUUGGUCCCUUUGUUGUGGUGGUGGUGAAUUUGAUGUUUAAGCACAUUCACGUCGAAUCUCCGUGGCAUUAACAAGUUAACAAGGAACUUGUUCACUGUCACCUGCGCAAUGUAGUUUUUCCUAACUGAUUAUAGGUUAAACGAUUGCCGGUCAUUUCGCUACGCAGCUCAGUUGAUUUCGAAUUUCGCUCUACAGUUGUAUUUUGAAAUUGAUGCACGCCGUGAUGGUAUUACAACCCAGUUUGUUCCUUACACAAAUACUGUGAUGCACAAAAGAGGGCACAACUUUUCAGGCCAAUUUCAGUACUUAGGCAGCGUUUUCACUCACGUGGCCAGUAUCUAUGCAAAUUUAUUGGAACAAAAGAAAGCGUUUAUAUACGAAAAGAGUUAAACUCCCCCAGGACUGGUUUGGAACACCAGCAUGGCUGCCGUUUUAUUGUUUUGGGAGACCAAUCUGCUUAAACCCCCUGGGGAGACCUUAUAAAAUUUACCCAACGUCGUAUUCUUUAUUGCUUCUACACUACACUUAGAUGAAAUUUCAAAGUUCUUUAACAUUUCUGCUCAGAAAAUGUUCAUGAAAGUGUAAGUCUCUUCAAUUUUUAAGGAAGAAAAAAAAUUUAGAAGAGCAGGAGUAAGAAUCGAACCCGGAGUGCUGUAUACUACUACGCCGAUGAGGAUUUCUGGCUAGCACUGGUUUGAUUUAAAGCUAUAUAUCAACAAGCUUAACCCUAAAUAGAAGCUAACCGUUUGGAGUCAGUGCUUAACCCUAAUCACUAUUUUCAGGGCUUAACCCUUAUCACCAGUUAUCACCAUAGUCAGUGCUUAACCGUAAUCACUAUAGUCAGUGCUCAAAACCAAAGCGAUAAGGAAUACUAGGUUGUGUAAACUUCAUAAGGUGUCCAAGGGAGUUUUGGCCGAUGGGAUCUAAUGUUAACAAACACCAAUAUGGCCGCGUGACGUCAUGUGAAAACGCUCUAUAGGCUCAAUAGCAAGCCGCUGUUUGGGAAAUGAGCCCGCGAUCCUCUCUUGAGGAGGAACAAAGAGCAACGGAAACGGAGCCUAUUAAGUUACUUAUCAUGCUUAUAGAAUGAGAAAUUGGCUUAGUCAACGUUGUGCGAAGUCCUUUUUUUGUGCAAUCCUUCCGCUAGCGAAAAGACCGGAUACCAGUCAAACAGAUAGCCAAGCAUAAUAUUUACUACACCAUUUUGCGCAAUUUAGUUUCAGGUUUCCAUUAGAAUAACGGAUGAUUUAAGAAGCCGAUAAUGUUGUGAAUAAUAAUAAUAGCUGAUAAUGAUGAUCAAGGACAUGAUGAUGAUGAUGUUGACAACAAAUAAAUAUUGGAUGUGGUUUUUGUGAUAUCCGGAAUAAUCAAGGUCGAGGUAAAAUAAAAUGUUAUCAGCCGAGCCAAAAGGCCGGAACUGAUAACACUUACCGAGACCCUGAUUAUUCCGGAUAUCACAAAAACCGAACCUAAUAAUUGUUUUAUUAUACAUUGUUUUGAAGAAACUAACGACAAACACACCGUCGCACGGAACAUGGUUUCUGUCGUGGUUGGAAAUCAUGCAUUGUGCGCGCAAUCUGCAGAUUAGUCAGUUAUCUGCUUACAGAUAACAAACUAAUCCGUAGGUUGCACUGAUUUCCAAAAUUAACUGUAGGCUCUUAGCCAAUGAGAAGACA
This is a messenger RNA of Porites lobata, 6782 nucleotides long. Lineage: Eukaryota; Metazoa; Cnidaria; Anthozoa; Scleractinia; Poritidae. The record is from the annotation of a GenBank genome assembly.